GCACCGCUAACUCCGGUACUACCAGCACUGCAGUGUUGAUCGCGAAGUCUUUUACAGCGGAUAUUGCAUCAAUUGGCUUCCUGCACACAAUGGACGCCAUACCGAUCACGAAGAAGCUUAUAGCGUUCGGGAGCAAGAAGAUCUAUCUUCCCAAAUUCACAGUCGCUCUCAUCCGGACACCAAGGCUUUCUCCAUACCACGCGCGCUUCCUCGUCCCGCUCGACUUCUCAAAGUACGACCUGCGCGACUACCUUUACCACGCCUACAAUGUCAAAUGCUUCAACGUCCGCUCCUUUGUAAAACAAAUGCCCGUGCGCGACACACAAGCACAGCCCCGACACUUCUUCCGUCCUGAUUCGAAGAAAUACAUGACCGUCGAGAUGGAGCAGCCCUUUGUGUGGCCCGAGAUCCCAGACCUCGCACCGUGGGGCAAGGCAGAGCGCCAAAAGGAGACGGAUAUAUCUGUUGAAGCGAGCGGGGCCUUUGAUCCAAUUAAGCAACGAGAUGCAGCGAGGGCGUUGCGGAAGCAAGCGGAGAUGCUGCUGAAGAAGCAGGAUCCGGAAGCGGAUGCGGCCAUCGAGAGGAAGAAGAAAGCAGGCCUUGCGCUUACUCGGUCGGAGCAACACAAAGAGAACAAGAGGAUAGAGAGGGAAGCGCGGUUACAGGAGUUGUCGGCGCUAGAGGUAUGGGAGGAAGCGAGAACAGACAAGAUAGUGGAUAGCGAAGAUGUCCUUGAGCGGCCCGCAGUCAAGGUCUGAGUUUAGUCGUAUCGACUUUGUACAAUUCGAUUGUAUCAUAUUGACGGCAGGGGCUGCGUAGUUCACCUUGACUUACCAUGGUGACAGCAUGGCCUAGGAAAGCAUCGCAGUCUUCGCUAAUACCGCUGGUAGGGGCAGUCCAUAAUCGGAGCGCAGCAUUAUCGCACU
This is a messenger RNA of Parastagonospora nodorum SN15, 926 nucleotides long. RefSeq lists its product as hypothetical. Lineage: Eukaryota; Fungi; Ascomycota; Dothideomycetes; Pleosporales; Phaeosphaeriaceae. Bases 90 to 758 code for a protein of 222 amino acids. Gene Ontology annotation, molecular function: structural constituent of ribosome. The transcript is spliced from 2 exons. The record is from RefSeq and is a predicted model, not a curated record. Gene Ontology annotation, biological process: mitochondrial translation. Gene Ontology annotation, cellular component: ribosome; mitochondrial large ribosomal subunit.